GUGGCAGCCGGUCUGGGCAUCGAGCCGACGUGGUUGGCGGGAACCGAUGGGGAUUCCCUCAAGGCACGGAGUGGGUAUGCUAAGCGUUGCCAGGGCGGGCCGGGCGGCCGGGUGCUUUGCCCCUGGUUCGACGCCGCACACAAGACGCGCCGUAUUCGGUAUGUGCGAAAUGCCAAGUCGAAUUGGGGCACGCAUUGGGGGACCUUGGGCUGUCUGAUGAGCCACGAGCGUGCUUUGGCGCAGCUCCAAGACGCUCCUGCCCUCAUCGUCUUGGAAGACGACAUCCGCCUGGCAAUCGAUGCCAAGGAGGCCUGCGCGAUGAUUGCGCAGGCUCUCCGUUGCAUCCACAAGGACCACAAGGAUUGGCUGAUCCUGUACCUUGGCUGCUCUACCACUCCGUGGUCUGGGCCCUUGCGCAAGGUGCGCGGAGGGCCGGCUGGUUUGUGCUGCGCCCGGCAGGCUUACCAGAGCCAUGCGUUCGUGAUCUCGCAGGCGGGGGCGGAGAUUUACUGUGAAUACCUUCGCAAAGGCUUCCCUGCGGAAAACGCGCUGCUGAACAUGGAGCAGAAGAAGCUCACGCAGAGCGACAUCCGCGAGUCCACCGUGGCCUACCG
Molecule: messenger RNA, 614 nt
Organism: Prorocentrum cordatum
Lineage: Eukaryota; Dinophyceae; Prorocentrales; Prorocentraceae
Source: the annotation of a GenBank genome assembly